Molecule: messenger RNA, 882 nt
Organism: Lachancea meyersii CBS 8951
Lineage: Eukaryota; Fungi; Ascomycota; Saccharomycetes; Saccharomycetales; Saccharomycetaceae
Source: the annotation of a GenBank genome assembly
AUGUCCGCCAGGUGCGACGACCCGCGUGUUAAGUUGCCCUCUAUCCAAAAUCUGCUGGCGUCGUUGGACCGCUGCGAUGAGAGGCCCGUGACGGGCCCGACCAUUGUGACUCGGCCCGCGGUGUCGCCUUGGAACACCCACACACCACAGCCGCUGGCGCUCGCCGAGUCGCACUUGCACAGCCGCGCGUACAACCACACCCACACACCGCAGCGACUAUGGGAGGCUACGCCAACGGCGGCGGCGGCGGCGGCGGCGGCUGCGGCUGUGUCCGGUAUGUCCGCACCCGGCAUGUCCGCUACACCCGCGCCCGUUAUACCCGCGUCGUCGUCUUCUUCUUCGUCGUCUACGUCGUCUACGUCAUCUUCGUCGUCCUUGUCGUCCCCGCCCGCGUCGUCGUCCUCGCCAGUGUCACCAAUCUCCCCGGUCUCGUCCGCUGGCGCGUCUUUGCCGCCAAAGUCGUCGGCCGCGCUGGCGUCGCGCCGAACAAACCUGCCCAAGAAGACCGUCGAGAUCCUCAACGAAUGGCUCGUGUCGCAUCUCAACUACCCGUACCCGUCGCCACAGGAAAAACGCGAACUGCUGGCCAAGACCGGACUCAGCAAGGUCCAGCUCAGCAACUGGUUCAUCAACGUUCGGCGUAGAAAGGUUUUUAGCGACUAUUACUUGAUGUCGCGACCAUUAGCCGCGGGCGGCGAGACGACGGCAGCGACGACCACCCCGACCGGAGCCGGAAAUACUGCUACGGGGGCCACUUCUACUAGUAGUACAGCUAUCGCCGUCGAACAUGAUAAGACGCUUCCUUCCACCACCGUGCCAUUCACAAGACGCAAGAAACUCAUCGAUAGGCUCGAAGAGCUGAAAAGAGCGACGCAGUCGUGA